AUGGGGAACGUGAGUGCCGUCUCUGAGUUCAUCCUCCUUGGUCUGUCUGCUGAUGCUCAGGUCCAGGCUGUACUCUUUAUGGUUUUCCUUGUGAUCUACGUCCUGACCCUGACGGGGAACUCUAUGAUUCUGCUAGCGAUAUCGACUGAUGCUCGCCUCCGUUCUCCUAUGUACUUUUUUCUGGGCCACCUCUCCUUCCUGGACCUUUUGUAUUCGUCAGUCUCCAUGCCCAAGAUGCUGGAGAAUCUAGUGUCUGAGAGGAAAACAAUCUCCGUGAAGGGUUGUCUGGCCCAGGCCUUCUUCGUGUUUGCCAUUGGAGGCACCGAGGCUUUGCUCCUUGCGGUUAUGGCAUAUGACCGCUACGCGGCCAUUUGCCAUCCUCUCCUCUACCACCAGAUGAUGAGCAACUGGUUCUGUCAGGGGCUCGUGUGGGGGUCCUGGAGCCUGGCCAUACUGAACUCACUCAUUAAUACCCUCUUAGCUGUGAAUUUGGACUUUUGUCACCAUGGAACCGUACACAACUACAACUGUGAGCUUCCUUCCCUCUUCCCUCUCUCCUGCUCUGAUGUCUCCACUAACGUCACUGCCUUGCUCUGGACUUUUCUCGUACACGCCUCUGGAACCUUCCUUCUCAUGGUAUGUUCCUACGGCUGCGUUUUCUCCACCAUCCUGAACAUGAGCUCCACCAGGGGCAGAAGCAAGGCUUUCUCCACCUGCUCCUCCCACCUCACCGUAGUGACCUUGUACUUUGGUUCCGCCUUCCUGCGCUACGUCCUGCCGACCUCGGGGUCUCCCGUGGAAACGUUCUUCUCUCUGCAGUACAGCGUCAUCACUCCCUUGCUGAACCCCUUCAUCUACAGCCUGAAGAACAAGGAGGUGAAGACGGCUAUGAGGAAGCUGCUCGGAAGAUGCUGCCAGCAUUUUGGGUAUGUUGGUCGGAGACGCAGGGUGAAGUCUUGA
Rattus norvegicus (Norway rat) is the source of this 960-nucleotide messenger RNA. It is a transcript of the gene Or8s16, whose product is annotated as olfactory receptor family 8 subfamily S member 16. The transcript has a single exon. NCBI's taxonomy places the organism in Eukaryota, Metazoa, Chordata, Mammalia, Rodentia, Muridae. Gene Ontology annotation, molecular function: G protein-coupled receptor activity; olfactory receptor activity. The record is from RefSeq and is marked reviewed. The coding region runs from base 1 to 960 and encodes 319 amino acids. Gene Ontology annotation, biological process: detection of chemical stimulus involved in sensory perception of smell; G protein-coupled receptor signaling pathway; signal transduction. Gene Ontology annotation, cellular component: membrane; plasma membrane.